AUGGAAGAAAACCAUCAAUGGAUUCAAGCGCUUGAAGAUUUCAAUCGUAGAAUUUCUCAGCCUUGUGCAGCAUCAAGCCUUUCAUACCAAGAGACUAACAUAAUACAUGACCCUCAACACCAAUCACUUGAUGCUAUGCAGCUAGAUUGGCCUCAUCUCAGCUCAGGCUCGCCUGCCAGCGAAGCUGACCCGAACUUUGAUAUCGAUGGCUUCCUACAGGAAUCAUACAACAUCCUAGGACUCAGCCCUGGAGAAGAGGUCAUUCAUAACGCAGGCUCUCAAAACCCUAUGGCCCUAACGGGAUUCAACUCUGCUACUCUUAAUCAGACUCCUGAGUCAGAGUAUAGCGGACCGGGCGAAACCGUUCUAGCAAUACCUCAGUCAGCCCAAACUUUGAAACCAUUGAAAGUGGUCCAGCGAAAACAGAGAAAAUACCGCGAAGGUACUAGGUACCAAGCUAAGACAUGGAAUGAGGAGCCGUACUCGAAAGUCUUUCGUCUUGAGAAGCAGAAGAAACGUUCCCGUACAAGCCUUGCCUCCCAUGUUCUCGGUCCAAAAAGAGGUGCAGCUAUAAUUCUGAGAAUCCAGGGGAGUGUUGCGCAAGAUGCCAGCGACUAG
Molecule: messenger RNA, 618 nt
Organism: Orbilia oligospora ATCC 24927
Lineage: Eukaryota; Fungi; Ascomycota; Orbiliomycetes; Orbiliales; Orbiliaceae
Exons: 3
Coding region: 1-618 (205 amino acids)
Source: RefSeq, a predicted model, not a curated record